This is a messenger RNA of Mustela erminea (ermine), 667 nucleotides long. It is a transcript of the gene SPINK4, whose product is annotated as serine peptidase inhibitor Kazal type 4. The coding region runs from base 291 to 572 and encodes 93 amino acids. The record is from RefSeq and is a predicted model, not a curated record. Gene Ontology annotation, molecular function: serine-type endopeptidase inhibitor activity; protein binding. Lineage: Eukaryota; Metazoa; Chordata; Mammalia; Carnivora; Mustelidae. The transcript is spliced from 4 exons.
UGGUGUCUCUGUUUUUCUACUUCCAUUUUCCUCCCUCACAUGCCCCAGCCCUCAGACUGGUGGCCACUUUGGAGGUUGUCCAAACUUCACCUCAUUCUGGAAAUCGGCCAGCUCUGCAGGCACAGCCCCAGGCUGCCCCGGGUUCGGCAUCUCUGAUGCUGUGGUGCAGGUACCUAAUUGUGGAUGCCGCUCCCAGUCUCUCCAUCUGGCCCUAGAUAAGAUAAGGGUGGGGAUCGGCCCUAUAAACAGGCCCCAGUCAUUCCCCUGGCCCAGGACCCCAGCUAGCUCGGAUGCAUCAGCCCAAGAUCAGCAUGGCUGUCCGCUCGUGGAUGGUUGCCCUGGCUGUGGCUGCCCUCCUCAUUGUAGACAGGGAGACGCCCGUGUCGGCGACAAGCCUGAUUUCCCCAAGAAUGCCCAUCUGUGAGCACAUGGAGGAGUCUCCUGUCUGUUCCCAGACAUCCAACCUGGUCUGUGGCACUGAUGGUGUCACGUAUGACAAUGAAUGUCAGAUCUGCUUGAUCCGGCUGAAAACCAAACAGGACAUCCAGAUCAUGAAGGAUGGCAAAUGCUGAUCCCCAUAGCAGCCUCUUAAGCCACGAAGUUUUGGGCUAGACAACAGUGCUGGGAGUGAAGGAUGUGACAUGAAUAAAAGUUCCAACCCAACUCA